CCCUGCAUCCACUGGGACCACGUCCUUCCUUUUCCCAUUUCUUUAGCUCCCUCCACAGCUGUGGUAGCAGAGGAUGCUAAUGGCCCAGGCUCCCUGGGGCCGCCACCCCAUGUGUGAUAGUGGUGGGGGGUCACCGGGGGUGGCCGGGGCUGGAGGAGGAGGGAGUUUGAGUGUUCAACCAGGACAGGAAGGGAAUUGCUGAGCUCAGGGAUCCCCUCCCUUUCCCACCCCCAGCUGCCUCUGUUUCCUCCCUCAUUCCCCCGCUGCCCUCCCUCAGCUUCCUGCUCCCUUUGGCCUGCCCAUGUCUGGUUUGGAUUGAUCCAGACCUCCUCUUGCCACCCUCCUUUCCUUCUCACUCCUCCAUCCUUCCCUCCCACUCCCACUUUAUUCCUCUCCAGAUUACUUGUUGUUUGUACCGGGGCAGGGGGGCAUGGAUCUCUCUGCCCUGUAAGAGUUCAGGGUUGGGGCAGUGCUGGAGGCUUAGCCCCUCAGAGCCUGUGAGUCAGCACUGUCCUCGGGAUUGGUCUCUCCCCUUAGCUCCCCGCCCCUGGGGAGGAGCCAGUCAGCUCUAGGUCCAGCCCGUUCUCCUCACAGCCAGAGAAGAGGCUCCACGCUGGGCGGGGAUGGGGCCUGAAACUCUCUGGGUCUGAGCCCGGGGAGCCAGAGCCACUUGUCCCUCUCCCUCCCCAGGACCCUUGAGAUCCCUGGGCCAUAGAGGUCCGAUCAGGCUAAGGGCCUGGGAUGCCCCCUGCCUGGCCCCCUUGCCCUGACUGGCAGGGGGGCCAGGCUGGGCAGCAGCCUCCCUCUCACUCCAGCCAUGGAUCUCCUGCCCCCCAAGCCCAAGUACAACCCACUUCGGAAUGAGUCUCUGUCAUCGCUGGAGGAGGGAGCUUCAGGGUCCACCCCACCGGAGGAGCUGCCUUCCCCAUCAGCCUCGUCUCUGGGGCCCAUGCUGCCACCUCUGCCUGGGGACGAUAGUCCCACUACCCUGUGCUCCUUCUUCCCCCGGAUGAGCAACCUGAAGCUGGCCAACCCGGCCGGGGGCCGCCUGGGGCCGAAGGGGGAGCCAGGAAGGGCAGCCGAGGAUGGGGAGGGGAUCGCAGGGGCAGCCAUGCCGGACUCAGGCCCCCUGCCCCUCCUCCAGGACAUGAACAAGCUGAGUGGAGGCGGCGGGCGCAGGACUCGGGUGGAAGGGGGCCAGCUGGGGGGCGAGGAGUGGACCCGCCACGGGAGCUUUGUCAAUAAGCCCACGCGGGGCUGGCUGCAUCCCAACGACAAAGUCAUGGGACCCGGGGUUUCCUACUUGGUUCGGUACAUGGGCUGUGUGGAGGUCCUGCAGUCAAUGCGCGCCCUGGACUUCAACACCCGGACUCAGGUCACCAGGGAGGCCAUCAGUCUGGUGUGUGACGCUGUGCCGGGUGCUAAGGGGGCAACAAGGAGGAGAAAGCCCUGUAGCCGUCCACUCAGCUCCAUUCUGGGGAGGAGUAACCUGAAAUUUGCUGGAAUGCCAAUCACUCUCACCGUCUCCACCAGCAGCCUCAAUCUCAUGGCCGCAGACUGCAAACAGAUCAUCGCCAACCACCACAUGCAAUCCAUCUCCUUUGCGUCUGGCGGGGACCCGGACACAGCCGAGUAUGUCGCCUAUGUUGCCAAAGACCCGGUGAAUCAGAGAGCCUGCCACAUCCUGGAGUGUCCCGAAGGGCUUGCUCAGGACGUCAUCAGCACCAUUGGCCAGGCCUUCGAGUUGCGUUUCAAACAAUACCUCAGGAACCCGCCCAAGCUGGUCACCCCCCAUGACAGGAUGGCUGGCUUUGAUGGCUCAGCUUGGGAUGAGGAGGAGGAAGAGCCACCUGACCAUCAGUACUAUAAUGACUUCCCUGGGAAGGAACCCCCUCUUGGGGGGGUGGUGGACAUGCGGCUUCGGGAAGGAGCCCCCCCGGGGGCUGCUCGACCCACUCCACCCAGUGCCCAGACCCCUAGCCACCUGGGAGCCACGCUGCCAGUGGGGCAGCCUGUUGGAGGAGACCCAGAAGCCCGCAAACAGAUGCUGCCCCCGCCACCCUGCCCAGCAGGCAGAGAGCUCUUUGAUGAUCCCUCCUAUGUCAACGUCCAGAACCUAGACAAGGCACGGCAAGCAGGCGGUGGAGCCGGGCCCCCCAAUCCUGCCAUCAAUGGCAGCGCGCCCCGAGACCUCUUUGACAUGAAGCCCUUUGAAGAUGCCCUGCGGGUGCCUCCACCUCCCCAGUUGGUGGCCAUGGCUGAGCAGCUCCGAGGGGAGCCCUGGUUUCACGGGAAGCUGAGCCGGCGGGAGGCCGAGGCACUGCUACAGCUCAACGGGGACUUCCUGGUGCGGGAAAGCACGACCACGCCUGGCCAGUAUGUGCUCACUGGCCUGCAGAGUGGGCAGCCCAAGCACCUGCUACUGGUGGACCCUGAGGGUGUGGUUCGGACAAAGGAUCACCGCUUUGAGAGUGUCAGUCACCUCAUCAGCUACCACAUGGACAAUCACUUGCCCAUCAUCUCUGCGGGCAGCGAACUGUGUCUCCAGCAACCUGUGGAGCGGAAACUGUGAUCUGUCCCAGCUCUCUCUCCUAGAAGAUGCCCUGCGACCCCUUCCACCCUAUUGCCCGACUCUCAGGACCUCACUUGGGAGUGUUUUGUGGGCUUGGCCUUGUGUAGGGCUGGGGGUAGUGUGGACAUUGGGUUCAGCAUCCAGCUGAGUGAGAGGGUUUGAGUCAGGAGCCAGGGGUAGAGUCCUGUUUCUCCCCAGACCUCACCAAAGUAUUAAUGUACAGAGUGGCCCCCUUCCCUGGGCCUUUCCUGUGCCAACUUGAUACCCCCUUCCCCAGGGUAGGUGCUGGAGGCCUGGGCAGUAUGCCUCCUUGUAAUGGAAAAUGUCCUGUGGUGAUAGGCCCAGUGGAGCAAUCACCCUUCCAGGGAAGGGGGAAUGAAUCACACCUUUAGUCUACCCCUGGGCUCAGGGUACCCCAGACCCCUCUCAACAACCCUCCCUCCCAGCGUUUAAACUUUGUGCCUUUGA
Balaenoptera acutorostrata (minke whale) is the source of this 3040-nucleotide messenger RNA. RefSeq names its product SHC adaptor protein 1 (gene SHC1). The record is from RefSeq and is a predicted model, not a curated record. NCBI's taxonomy places the organism in Eukaryota, Metazoa, Chordata, Mammalia, Artiodactyla, Balaenopteridae. Gene Ontology annotation, biological process: intracellular signal transduction; cell surface receptor protein tyrosine kinase signaling pathway. The transcript is spliced from 12 exons. Gene Ontology annotation, molecular function: receptor tyrosine kinase binding. Gene Ontology annotation, cellular component: plasma membrane. The coding region runs from base 818 to 2572 and encodes 584 amino acids.